Messenger RNA from Malurus melanocephalus (red-backed fairy wren), 2525 nucleotides. It is a transcript of the gene CDT1, whose product is annotated as chromatin licensing and DNA replication factor 1. The transcript has 10 exons. Gene Ontology annotation, molecular function: DNA polymerase binding; DNA binding. The coding region runs from base 124 to 2004 and encodes 626 amino acids. Gene Ontology annotation, cellular component: nucleus. The record is from RefSeq and is a predicted model, not a curated record. Gene Ontology annotation, biological process: DNA replication preinitiation complex assembly; mitotic cell cycle; regulation of DNA-templated DNA replication initiation. NCBI's taxonomy places the organism in Eukaryota, Metazoa, Chordata, Aves, Passeriformes, Maluridae.
CCGAUUCGCGGGCUCCCGCCAAGAGAGAAGCGCGCGGGACCAAACCCACGUGUCACCGGGACCGGCACCGGGAUCAGAACCGGGACCGGGACCAGGACCAGGAYCGGCAUCGGGACCGCGGCCAUGGCUCAGCUUCGCCUCACCGACUUUUUCGGCCAAACGAAAGCGACCACCGGAGCCCCGUCCAAGCGCAGCGGCGGCCGCCAGCUCAAGGCCGCCCUUCCCGGUCCCCCGSUGCACCGGGAGGAGGAGGAGAAUGGUGCCCCGGCGGGGCUCAUCGCCCGCUCGCCGCCGCUGCCCGGCUCACUGCGCACCCCGGCCCGCGGGGUCUCCCCGGCCCUGCGGGGCCUGGCGGGCAGGAAGCGGAGCCGCCGGGAGAUGGAAGCGGAGUCGCCGGUCGGGGCCCGGCUCGGGGAACCGAGCGGGAAGUCGGCGCGGAAGAAGCUGGAGAUGCCCCGGGAUUCGGAGCCGGGGUCUCCGGGAGCGGCCACCAGCUCCUCGCCUCUGGCCACUCCUCGACCCCCGACAUCCCUCUCAAGGGACCUUCCAGUGUCCUCCCACGCCACCAGAACCGGGUCCCUCAGCCGUGGGCAGGACACGGGGACACAGCCAGGCACAGCCACCACGGGGACAGCCAGGCGCCUGCAGCGGGAGGACGUGGCCAAACUGCAGGAGCGCCUGCAGAGGAUGAAGGUGCUGGGCCAGGUUCCGUCCAUCCCCAGCGGGACCAGCACUGAGCUGCAGAGCCGCCUGGAGCGCGUGCGGCAGCUGGAGCAGCGGGUCCGGCAGAGGAGAGCGGAGAGUGAAGCCACAGCGGGAGCACGGCCAUGCGGGGACACCGGGGCGGCCACUCCUGCAGGAGASACCGGUGAGAAGCCCCCGGCAUACCAGCGCUUCCACACCCUGGCCCAGGACCUGCCCCCAGGACUCACACUGCCCUACAAGUUCAGGGUGCUGGCAGAGAUGUUCCGCAGCGUGGACACCAUCACCGGGAUGCUCUUCAACCGCUCAGAAACUGUCACCUUUGCCAAGGUCAAGCAGGGUGUGCAGGACAUGAUGCGCAGGCAGUUUGAGGAGCGGCAUUUGGGGCAGAUCAAGGCYGUGUAUCCCAGCUCGUAUCGCCUGCGCCAGGAGAAAAACGUCCCCACCUUCGGCAGCGCUGGGAAAAAGUCUGAGUACCAGCUCACACUGGAGCCAGUGCUGGAGGAAGAGGAGAAGGUGGAUGGGCGCCCGCACCUGUCGGCAUCACGCCUGCUGGAGCGCCGCAGGGAGUUCCACCGCAGCCUGGUGAACAUCGUCAGGCAGCACCACAGGGCAUUCCUGGCUGCCCUCACGCCUCCCAUGGAGGUGCCAGAGGAGGAGCUGACCCGGUGGCAUCCCCGCUUCAACGUGGACGAGGUGCCAGACAUCAGCCCCGCGGAGCUGCCGCRGCCGCCGCAGGAGGACAGGCUGAGCACGGCGCAGGAGGUGCUGAGCACGGCCCGGGGGCUGCUGAGCCCCAAGAUGGAAAAAGCUCUUGCCAACCUGGCCUUAAGAACAGCCGAAGCCGGCGCGGAGGAGCCAGCGCUUUCCAAAGCCCCAUCUCCUGCCAGCACCCCCAGCGCGCUCAAAGGGGUGCCCCAGGGGCUGCUUGACAGRGUGCGGGCGAAGGAGGCUCAGCGGCUGCGGGCGCUGCUGACUCGGGACGCGCAGCAGGAGGAGCGGGCGGCGCGGCUGGCCCGGUUGCCGGCCAUGGCGCGCGUCCUGCGCAGCGUCUUCGUGGCCGAGAAGAAGGCAGCGCUCAGCAUGGAGCUGCUCUGCGCCCGCCUGACCGACAGCUGCCCUCAGCUUGUGGCGCCUGGUGAGAUGGAGAAGCACGUGCGGCUCUUGGCGGAGCUGCUGCCCGACUGGGUGGGCAUUCACGCACUCAGGACCGACACCUACGUCAAGCUGGACAAAGAGAAGGACCUGGGCCUGGUCACCGAGAGGCUCAACAAGGCAGCCAAGGAGGCCGGAGCGCUCUGAGCUCCUCAGGGAUUGAGUUAUUUUCUCCUCUAAGUGCAAAAUGUCUCCUCUAAAUGUAGCAAAUCCUGAGGGCUCCCCAGGUUCUGGGGUGGGCUGGUGGGARGCUCAUCCUCAGGGGUGGUUGAGGGAGGGCAAAGUGCCUUUAUUUAACUAAUUCCAUGGGAUUGUAGGUCCCCUAGAGCAAUCCURUGGCCUGGGGUGCUGAUGGAAGCGACCCUACCCUGAGGAACCUCUUCCUCUUCUUUCUGUGUUCUCCUGAAGUUUCAGUGCAUGAGUGGUCUCCUCAAGGUUCCAUUUUGGAGGUUUCUUCCAUUAACUGGGUCCUGGUGGGUGAAGGCUGGACAGAGCAGGCUGAGAGGGUGACAGGCGGGAAGGAAUGAGAGAAAAAGUCACAAAUUGGUGUUUUUGGAGCUCUGGGCCUCGUUCUGUUUUUAAGAGAGGGAAAAACGCAUCCUCCAGUCCUCGCUGGAAACAACUACAGGACUUGUCAAAACAUAUUUGUAUUAAAUGUUUUAAAUAUA